AUGUCAACAACUUGUGGUGCUAAAAAAAAGAGAAAAAUUGGACCAAGUAUUAAACUCGAGAUAGUGACACCCGCCUUCCGUCUCUGGCCGAAUGAACGGAAGGGAUCCCGCUGUCAGUUGAUCAGUUCUUCGACGGCAGAUAUUGGAGAUUUUGGCCUAAAAUCCUGCACUAAAACAAAACCGAAUACGCAAAGAUCCAAUAAGGAGCGAAGUCGCGGAAGAAGUGUCCCUUUUCGAUCAAUCCCUUCGAGAAAAGGACAAAACAUCCAACGAUUGUCUCCAAUUGACUUCCGGCGCGGUAGACUGGGAGGCGAUCUGCGGGCGGCGCCAAAGAGGCGACACUAUGCCAACAUCACGACCUGCCAGCACCGAGCGCUGGCUGACACUCGCUGACGAAAUGCCAAAUAUGAGGCCCUUUUGACAGCGACGGACAAGUGCUUGUAAGCGGGGACUUUCUCCGCUGUACAGAGGGACCUCGUGAAGGGGUUCGCGUUGACCGGGGCUGCCAAAGCCGUAGUUUGUGUGAACACGAAGGUAAUUAAUUCUAGUCAUACCUAAUCUCGUGUGCUUUGCUUCACGUUGCUCUUAAGAAACAAAAGAAAAAAAAAUACAAAGAAAAAGUGCUCCUAUAUCGCUAAGAAGAAAAACAUUUCCCCGGCACCGGCCGAGCCGAGCGCGUCCGUCCCGCGCCCACGAGAAGUGCGAGCGACGCCGUCCGUCGGUGACCGGAUCAAACGACCCUUGUCCCUGUGGCGCCGAGCGAGCCCCUGGCGGGAAGGAGCGCAAGUGUCGCCGAGGCUGCGGCGGGACGGUCGCCAGUGAUGGUCGCGACGCGUGAGAGCAGCUUCCUCGCAGGCUGCCGCUUCUGCCUCUGCUGCCGCUGCUGCUGCCAGGAGGCGCGCGAGCGAGGCAGGGGCUUGUAGUCGGGCCUCGCCCUCCCGCGCCAUGGAGCUCCGUCGGCUGCUCGUUCCUACGCGAAAUACCAAGCAAGCAUGAGAAUCGCUGUGCUUAUAGAUAAAUAUGCUAAAACAAUAUUGGUGAAUGAAAAGUAUCAUGUAACGUGAAGUGCAAAGGCAAGACACGUUGUAAAAUAAACGGAAACAAACGGAGAUUACGAUUAUCUCGCACAACCGCAGGAACCCAUAGAAAGCUAAUACGCUUAUUGUAUUCUUAACAGUUCCCAUGUAAGAUGAGAUGAAGAAUAAUGUAUAACUAUAGUUGUAUUAUGAAGAUAAUAUUUUUGUACACUUAAUACCUGUAUAUAGAGAGAACGAAAUUAAGAAAAGAAACAUUUUGCAAGUGUAAUGUGAUAUACAGUGUGAAAAAAAACGCAUGAAAUAGAACUACUACGGUGUAUAUAUAUGUGUGUGUGUGUGUACUGUCUAACUGUAAUAAAUAUCUAUAUAUAAAAAUAUAUAUAUAUAUAUAUGUGAAGAGAUAUAUAUCGCUA
Penaeus chinensis is the source of this 1450-nucleotide messenger RNA. RefSeq lists its product as uncharacterized. The transcript has 8 exons. The record is from RefSeq and is a predicted model, not a curated record. NCBI's taxonomy places the organism in Eukaryota, Metazoa, Arthropoda, Malacostraca, Decapoda, Penaeidae. Bases 1 to 393 code for a protein of 130 amino acids.